AUGUACAAGUUCUCCUGUACUGAAACAGAAUACGCCUUCAGAGCCAUCAGCCAGGGGGGGCUGACCACUGUGGCUGUGAGAGGGGAGGAGUCUGUGGCCGUGGUCACCCAGAAAAAAGUGCCGGACACGCUUCUGGAUCCCAGCACGGUCACCAACCUGUAUCGCCUGACAGAGACCAUCGGCUGCGCCAUGACCGGCAUGAGCGCCGACGGCCGGUCCCAGGUGCAGCGCGCCCGGCACGAGGCCGCCGAGUGGAAGUACAAGAAGGGCUACGAGAUCCCGGCGGCGAUGCUGUGCCGGCGUAUGGCUGACAUCUCACAGGUCUACACCCAGAACGCCGAGAUGAGACCCCUGGGCUGCUGUAUGAUUUUGAUUGGGAUCGACCCUGAACUGGGCCCCCAGCUGUUCAAGUGUGACCCGGCCGGCUACUACUGCGGCUACAAAGCAACCACUGCUGGGGCGAAGCAGACUGAGGCUAACAGCUUCCUGGAAAAGACUUUGAAGAAGAAACGGGACUCACCUGUGGAUCCUGUAGAGCUGGCGAUUACUUGCUUGUCAACAGUCCUCUCCCAGGACUUCAAGGCCAGCGAGAUCGAAGUGGGGAUAGUGACAAUGGAGCAGCCCGGAUUCCGGAUGCUGACCGAGGAAGAAAUCGAGCGGCACCUGGUUGCCAUCGCGGAAAGGGAGUGAGCUCAGUGACCACUGUGGAGUCCUUCAGGUUACGGGCGUGGACAAGAACCCACUUCUGAACAGGACCCCUCGAAAGCCUGGACCUGCGUUAUCCUGUUAGCAGGGGGAUUUGCCCAGAGCAAUGGGCUGAAGUAACACUGGCCUGCAGUACUUUUAAAAACGUUUAAUUACAACCCUCCUAAUCCAGGUCCUUCCUGACCCCCGUGGCAGCCGAGAGCCUGGAGCAUGAGAUUUCGGUCUCCCUCUCGGGCCUUGUCUUUGUGAAGAAAAGAAGCAGCAUUUAGACUGACAUGCUUAAUCUCUAUGGGACGAGUGUAAAAUUAAGCCCGGGCAUAGGUCUUCACAGCUUUGGCCAGCCUGGUAAAACCUCACCCUGCGUCCAGUUCUGGUACCCACAACUCAGGAAGGAUGCUGACAAAUUGGAGGGGUCAGAGAAGAGCUAUGGAAAGGAUUAAAGGUUAGAAAACCGCCGUAAAGUGACAGACUCAAUGAGCCCCAUUGAUUUAGCUUAACGAGAAGGGGAAGCGUAACUCGAUCCCCGUCGAUCAGUACCUGCAUUAGGGAAGUGAAAUUGCAAGUAAUUGACUAAUUGAAUAGUUGAUGCAUUUUGCCUCAACUAUUCGAUUAGUCGAGAGGGCGCCUCCAGCUUCCACGUGUAGCACCAGCUCUAGGGCUGUUGCUACACUUCAAGGGCGAAAACACUGCGGGGAGCCCCAGGUCAGCUGGGGGUUCCCCGCUGACCCCAGGCUCCACGUGGAGCUGUCGGUUUGAAAAGCCGCAGGGAGCUCGGUGCCAGGCUCCUCGUGGCGUUUCAAAGCUGCACUCCGCACGGAGCCUGCGGCGGAAUCCCCAGUUGAUCCCAGGCUCCACGGGACUCUGCCGCUUUGAAAUGCUGCGUGCAGCUGGGGGACACCCCAGCUAGCCCCGAAAGCAGCAGAGCUGCGUGGAGCCCAGGGUCUGGCCCGACUCCAUAUGGCACCGCUGCUUGGAAGUACCCACUCUUCCCACCCCACUUGCUGCCUCUUUCUGAUAGAAGCAGCGGGGGGUGGGGGCGCGAGGGUGGAGAAACAACUAGUCCUUUACGUCCCUAGCCUGCAUGGGGGCAAAUCUUUACUAACUGGCUCUUUGGUCUGAGAGAGAAAGGUCUGGUUCAGUCCAAGGGCUGGAAGUGGAAACUAGACCAAUUCAGACUGAAAAGGAGGUGUGAAAUGGAGCAAUUUACCAGCCUCAUGAGGGAUUCCCCUCGCUGGCUGUUUGUAAAUCCAGAUGGGCUGUUUACCUCCUCUGGAAAUUAUUUGAGGGCAGGUGUCUGGUCUGUGCUCUGUGCUCAUCAGGCAAUUUCCUAUCUCCUCCCCCUUAGCAAAACAGAGCCAGGAAAGGGAAUGAUCCGUUCGCAGGUCUCCAAUGGGCCCAUGUGGCCUUUUACAUCAGAGGCUGACUUUAAUCAGCACGGCUGCGGGUGUGGGCAAGCCUGUAAAACUGUGCUUAAUUUGUAUGGGAGUGGUGCGUGCAGGAAUUCAGUGCGUGCAGGAAUGGAGCGUGAGACAGGAUCCGUUACUAGGAGAUCUCAGGCCUUGUCCUUACACUACAGAUGACACUGGUUUAGCUAGUGCCGGUGGCUAAACACCCCGUGUAAACGUGCUCAGGCCAGGGGAAUAGCUUAAGCAAUAUGACUGCAUCUUCCUCGGGAGCUUUCCCUGUACCAUAUGGGCUGCUGGACUGUAGCUGUACCAGCGACACAGGGUUAACCUAGCGCUGUACCGAGGUUCAAGAGCUCUGGGUUAAAUUUCUUGGGUUGGUUGAGUUUGGAAAGGGGAAGACCGAGAGGGGACAUGGUAGCGGCUUUCAAGUACCUAAAAGGGUGUUACAGGGGGGGAAGGAGAAAAAUGGUUCUUCUUGGCCUCUGAGGGUAG
Pelodiscus sinensis (Chinese soft-shelled turtle) is the source of this 2603-nucleotide messenger RNA. Lineage: Eukaryota; Metazoa; Chordata; Testudines; Trionychidae. The record is from RefSeq and is a predicted model, not a curated record.